Messenger RNA from Gongylonema pulchrum, 618 nucleotides. The record is from the annotation of a GenBank genome assembly. NCBI's taxonomy places the organism in Eukaryota, Metazoa, Nematoda, Chromadorea, Rhabditida, Gongylonematidae.
GCAAAUGACAGAGAGGGGCAGCAGCUGGACAGGAAUUGGUCUUGUGGACAAGCUUCGGAGGAAUUAGGCACAUGUGUUUCUGAGUCGGAUACGAAAAGAGCAAAGGUUGCAGGCAAAAUCAGGAGUGACGUACUUGGCCCCAUGCGUACCUUCAUUGUGCCAGUACGAAAUGCUUCGCAAGAACCUCGGUGUGAGCAUUACAGAAAUGAAGAGCGAGACGGUGGCGCUGGACAGUUGUGGCAUCCUGCACACUCCGGUAAUCUUCCAAAAUGGUCAUUGUAUGGUGUGGACGGAUGUGGUUGCGAUGAAGGAACCGGUGACGGGGAACUGGUCAACCAGAGCAAGACCGGAUCUCGAUCCACAACGAUGACAGUGUUGAUGACGAUGAGCUGCUGGUUAAGCCUUGCAUGGACGGGAGCCAGGAGGACUUUUGGAGCGGAGAAGCGCAUUUGUCGGAAAUGGCAUUGGCAAUGCCGACAUAUUUUAAAUACCGAAAAGGAGCCAGUGUGCUGGCCAUCUGAGGAAUACGAGGAGGUCCAAGAGUGCGGUGCGCGACGAGUCCGAGUGGGCGGUGAGGAUGGCGAACCAGAAAUAUUGGCGCGAUGGUCAGUGCGUUAG